This is a messenger RNA of Mugil cephalus (flathead mullet), 1626 nucleotides long. It is a transcript of the gene tefm, whose product is annotated as transcription elongation factor, mitochondrial. Gene Ontology annotation, molecular function: nucleic acid binding; DNA polymerase processivity factor activity. Gene Ontology annotation, cellular component: mitochondrial nucleoid. The transcript is spliced from 5 exons. Gene Ontology annotation, biological process: transcription elongation by mitochondrial RNA polymerase; mitochondrial transcription. The coding region runs from base 97 to 1206 and encodes 369 amino acids. Lineage: Eukaryota; Metazoa; Chordata; Actinopteri; Mugiliformes; Mugilidae. The record is from RefSeq and is a predicted model, not a curated record.
UCAGUUGAAACCGUCGGACAAGGACAAAGUUGUCUAAUUCACCUGGUACAAUGUUGUAGCUGUUACCGCUCGGGUAUUUAUUGACAAGAACCGACGAUGUGGGUCGCCAGGCGGUUUUUGUCGUUGGCUGUCCAGAGAGCUCAGUUUGCGGGCCAGUCAGGUUUGUUCCGCCGCAUUCAGCACGGCUCCCUGGAGCUGCGCUACCUCCAGUGCACAUGUUGCUGGAGAAGCCGGGUGCCCGUGGCAUGCUUCGAGACUCUCAACGCGACUCUCUCCCCUCCAUACCAGCCAUGCAAGGACACCAGCAGGGUCCUGGAUGACUGUUACACCCCCAAGCAGCGGGACGCUAUCCUACAACUCCUCAACACCGCCUCGCAGACAGAGCUGGCCGAAGUGAAGCUGCUGAGAGGCCGCAAGGCGGUCAACAUUGUGGAGUACAGGACGAAAAACGGGCCCUUUACAACUCUGGAGAGUGUGGUGAAUGUACCGCUGCUGAAGCACAAAAGUGCUGUCAUAGUCUUCAACUCCAUUCUCAACCCCGUUAAGAAGGAAAAGAAAGUGAAGAUACAGCUGGCCAAGUUCAUUCGGCCGGAGGUUGACAGGUCCUGGUUGGAGGAUGCCAGUUCCAUAGUGUCAAUAGUUAGCGGCACUAACAGAAUAGCCUGGGCACAUGUGAACCGCACAAUGAAUGUAUUGGAUUGGCAACAGAUGGAAUGUCCCAGUUUCUUGAGAGGAAACUACAUGGCCUCUGCUUACUUGAAUGACGUCGCUUCAGUUGUGGCGCACUUGCCGUCAGCAGAUUUCUACAUAAUUGAGAAAUCCAUCUCAGCCCAGAAUACAUCUCUGUUCCCCAUCAUAGCCCAUAUGAGGGCUGUGGAGGCUAUGCUGUUUGCUCUACUGGAGCCCAAAACCCCCAUCCCAGAGCCCAACAUUCCUCCCAAGGUUCUUAACAUGAUGCGGACUGCAGUGGGGCGCCACUUUGGGCUGAUGGUGGGUGAGUCUCGCACCAGUGGGGCACAGACAGUUCAACGGCUUAUGUCUGACUCAGUGACUCAGAAGCUUCCCAGGAUAAACUUUCCCCAAGAGCUGGUGCUGAAGUACAGGAAUUACUUCCAAAUGGACAGCAGAAGAGAAGGAGACGAACUGUCCGACGCCCUGCUUCAGGCUUUGACCUUUUACGAGCUGCUCAAUGAGUCUUCCUGGUAGUUGCCACCUGAACUUAUCAACUCAUCUACAUCCACAAAGACAAAUCACAAAGAAGGCAUUCUGAGUCUUUUUGAACUUUUAUGAACAAUAGGGUGGGGUUACAUUUAAAGAAUUAAAUACUCUUCAAACGAGGCCAAUACAGUUUUCAGGAUCCUGAGCAUGUGGGCUGCAGCAGUGUUUUAUUAUUACAGCCAAGAACCAUGAUUGUUUAAUUAAGACUUCCAUCUGCUUACGUUCUGAGAAUUUUCACUCCUGUUGAUUUGUGACUUCAUGAAUUUUGUACAUGGUUCUUCCCAGCAACCCCUGUCAGUACCUGAACAGACGGUGUACACUACCUUCUUUAUUUACGAAAGUAGAUCUUUUAUUUAGCUUUUAUGGUUGCACUUACAUGUAAAUAAAACCUGAUUUCUCAAAAUGAAA